Caenorhabditis remanei is the source of this 2052-nucleotide messenger RNA. RefSeq lists its product as uncharacterized. The record is from RefSeq and is a predicted model, not a curated record. The transcript is spliced from 9 exons. Bases 1 to 2052 code for a protein of 683 amino acids. Lineage: Eukaryota; Metazoa; Nematoda; Chromadorea; Rhabditida; Rhabditidae.
AUGCAACCACAUGCCGUUAAGAAGAGAAACCUUGAAAACGAGGAGCUGGAAGUUUCGUUCGACUGGCAAGGCUUUGUAGACUACGCCUUUCAAACGAAUGAGUCACUGGUUCUCGAGAUCUUCAAUAAUUAUCCAGCUCAUGUCACAUUCCGUUGCUGUGGUCAACUGCUUCUGGAGUCCGUCUCUCCAAUCGUGAAUAGUUCAAUGUCACUUGGACCAUUUUGGGUUCAAUAUUUUCGUGAGCUGGUUUAUGAGAAGAGAUGCUCUCAAGACAACAACCUCAUCAUGAUCGCCACCCCGGCCAACCAACCAUCCAUUUCAUUCGAGGUGACAUUCAAUUUGACCCGAUUCAAAGGAUGUCUUGCGAGUCAGCGCGCUAACAGUGAAUUCGAGGAGGUAAACAUCCGACAGGACGCUAAUCGUGUUGGAAUGUACAAUGUUAAAAUUGCAGGAAUUAUUACUAAAGCUCUUACUCACAAAACCACAGAGCAGAUGGUGAUCUCAUAUGAAUCCGGUAGACCCAUCAGUCUCCGUUUCACGAAGUGCAAUCUGUUAAUCAAGGAAAUAAUCACAUUCAAUGCCAAUGAACAUUACAAAGUAGAUGAGAACCUGCUGAAAAAGAUAAGAAUGCUCGACCAAACAGUUUGUGGAACCGAAAAUAUUGAUUCGGGAAUGAGUGUUAUGGUGAUUUCCGAUCACCGUUUAGUUACUACUCUCAAGUUUUAUCUGCAACCAGUUACACCCACUACUAAACCGCCUGAAACAACCACAACCGAAGCUUCCGGAAUAAUCAACGUUGAGGAACCAGGAAUGAUCAGAUUUCUAAAUUGGUUUGGCAAAGGAAAAGUUGUGAAUGAUUUAAGACAUAUUCUUAAUACAUCUUCCAACUUUAUGAUGAUGCUUGAUAUCUGCUCUUCCGAACCGAUCACCUUCUCUCUUGAAAAACAACACAGGGAAAUAAUUGGACGGUCGAUCCCAUUCAAAGAAGAACGGUUUUAUUUUGCUGAACCAUGGAUUCAAUAUUUCACAAGUCUCUCCAGAGUUGUAACACCCGGUGAAGGUCAUAAUUUCACUCUGAUAUUUUCUACUGGUGAAAAGAAAGCGACAGGACACUUCCGUUUUGCCGAGACAAACUGGAUCAAGGUUCAAGAUGCUCGAAAGAUGAACACCGACGGAAUGAUCCAUAUUCAUCAAGACUCGAUCAAUCCGGUGUCAUUUUAUCCUGCACUAGGAAAUAUCAUAGAAAAUGCAAUCCAAAAUCAAUCGCUCACUCUUCGGUUGAACUCGAAUCUGUCUGAGACGAUUAAUAUUGGAAUAGGAAAAUGUGAGACAAACACGGUAGUCAUCCAAUUGAAUAGAACAGACUCCCUGUCUAUUGGCGAAGAUUUAUUGGAUCAUAUGGACAGAAUGAACAAUUUGUUCUGCACUUUGCAUCGGAACUUGAGAAGAUUUGCUCUGACCGUCUCCUCUGCGAAUCCAGUCAAUGGCACACUACGUUUUGAAUUCGAUGACCCGAUUGAAGAGGAGUUGGUCCCUGUCUACACCUUUAUUGCGGGAAUCAUCUUUGGUCUUUUGGCUGUCGCUGGAGUCUGUUUCUUCCUUGUUCAAUUCCGUCGUAGACGUGUUCAGCGCAUCCUCAGAGAGAAGAACGCAGUCAUGGAACUUGAAAACAUUCGACUGCUUAAUUUGUUCAAUGCCAUGGAUAAUUGUGAAGAAGUAGCUAAUAUUCAAUCAAGUUCUGAAUCCCAUUCUGACAUAAUCGAACAAUUGGAUGCCAUAGAUCGAGUUCGACAUAGAAGGGGGAGACUGGAGGAAAUCAGAAUGCCCCAUGACACCGACACAGUUUGUUUCAGUCAACAGAGCCAGCCAAGUACCUCGGUUUGGGUGGUGAAUGACAGUUUUUUAAAGAGAGAUGCGGUAUCGGUGUCGCGAUCUACGAUCGACGGCUUCAACCAACGUUUCAACCGACUGCCACCGCCGCCGCCGCCACUGUCAGAAGAUAAGGAGGCACACGAUGAUGACACCUGUCCUUUUACAAAUUUCUCUCGUUAA